AUGGAAGCGUGCCCUGAAGGCUGGUACGGUAAAUUAUGCCUAUCACGUUGUCUUUGUAAGAACAAUGCAACAUGUGACCGCUCCAAAGGCACCUGUACUUGUGGACCUGGCUUUCAUGGUGAUAUUUGCGACCAAGAAUGCCCGUUUGGCACACAUGGCUUGCAGUGUAAAAAUGAAUGCAGUUGUGAGAAUGGUGGUCUAUGUGAUACAGUUACUGGUCAAUGCAAUUGUGGGCUUGGUUGGACGGGAAAAUUUUGCGAGCAAGAAUGUCCACCAGGUAAAUACGGUCCAAACUGUAAACAUGAUUGUUAUUGCCAACAUGGAGGAAUCUGUGAUAAAAUCACUGGGUGUUGUAGCUGUCCAUCCGGGUACUAUGGAUCUUCUUGUCAAUUUGCCUGUCCCGAUGGUCGCUAUGGUUACGGUUGCUUAUACCACUGUGAUUGCAUGGGGACGUUUUGUGAUCACGUGACGGGUAAAUGUAUAUGUUUCUCCGGCCAAACAGGAGAAAGAUGUGAAAAAGGAUGCAAAAAAGAAAAUUUUGGCGUUCAAUGCUUGAACAAGUGUGAUUGUUUACCGAAUGGAAAUUGUCAUCCUUCAUCUGGCACUUGUAAAUGUGAUCGGAAACAUUUUGGUGCCAAAUGUAGCCAUCAUGUGGACAAGAUUGAAAGAGCGCAUUUUCCUGUUUAUAUCUACAAACCUGUCUUGUGA
Molecule: messenger RNA, 708 nt
Organism: Xenia sp. Carnegie-2017
Lineage: Eukaryota; Metazoa; Cnidaria; Anthozoa; Malacalcyonacea; Xeniidae
Product: multiple epidermal growth factor-like domains protein 10
Exons: 7
Coding region: 1-708 (235 amino acids)
Molecular function (GO): scavenger receptor activity
Source: RefSeq, a predicted model, not a curated record